GUUGACUAGAGGCCAAGGAAAAUAGCGGCUUUCGAGAGAUGUUCUCUCUCUCUUAAUUGUCAAAGCAAAAGAAAAUUUUGCAACGAAUUCUAAAGAAAAUGUAAUCUCAUGUAGUGAUCCAUAAAUACACAUACAUACAUACAUAAUAAAGAUGUACAAAUGUGGGAAAACUAGGCUAAACGUACGAAACGUAUAACGUCUUCAACGUGAUUCACCCUCUCGAUCUCGUUUUUUCCCAGUUCCAUUACUCUCAUUUUUCUACCGGAAUCCCGUUAAUAAUAGACAUUUUUGCCGGUCGUCGAGAAAUGGGGGAAGAUCCACAAGGAAGUAUACCCGCCGGAUCCGCCGCCGAUCAUCUACCUCUUCAAGACAGGGUAGCCAUCGUCACGGGCGGCUCUGGCGGAAUCGGACGGGCAAUUGCCCUCCACUUAUGCUCCCUGGGAGCCCGAAUCGUCGUCAGCUACUCCUCCAAUUCCGGUAAAGCUGAACAAUUAGCUUCCCAAAUCAACGCCGCCGCCUCCGCCCCCUCGCCAACUCGCGCCGUCACAGUUAAGGCUGACGUGUCCGACCCGAAUCAAGUAAAAACCCUGUUUGAUGCCGCGGAGUCGGCCUUUAAUUGCCCCGUUAACAUAUUCGUCAACUCCGGCGCCGUUUUCCAUGCGAAGAAUCCAUCCAUUGCCGAGACCUCCGUGGAGGAUUUCGACCGGAUUUUCAGCGUGAAUGCCCGGGGAGCAUUCCUGUGCUGCCGGGAGGCCGCCAACCGGAUUAAACGGGGCGGCGGAGGAAGAAUCAUAUGUAUCACGUCGGCGACGACGGCGGCGUUGAGACCUAACUUCGGUGCUUACACCGCAUCCAAGGCGGCGGUGGAGGCCAUGGUUCCGAUACUGGCCAAGGAACUCAAAGGGACUGGGAUUACGGCUAAUUGCGUGGCCCCCGGAGCCACCGCCACGGAGUAUUUCUUCAUCGGGAAGACGGAGGAGAUGUUGAAAAUGCUGGUGAGUGAGAACCCGCAGGGAAGGCUGGGAUUGCCGGAAGACAUAGCUCCGAUGGUCGGGUUCCUGGCAACCGAUGCCGGCGGCUGGGUCAAUGGACAGGUUAUUCGGGUUAAUGGCGGCGUUAUCUGAGAGAUGGGUAUUCAUUAUUGACCAUUUCCUAUUGGCCCUUGUUUUUUAGGCUGUUUUUUAAAUUUUCUUUACUGCCAGAAAAACAGAAAAUGACGUUAAAAUUGUAGCCAUCCAAUACAUCUCCCUCGCGGCUAUAAAGCUCAAUCAUAUCAUUAUAAUUCAAUUCACGUUGCAGCAAUAAUGAUUGAGAAUAAUUAAGUUUGAACAAGUCUUUUUUUUUUUUUUUUCUUUUUUAGGGAAGUUUGAACAAGUUUAUAUAAGAAAAAAUUAGAAGAUACUUUAUCCUUCCGAAAUUAAGGUCCCAUAUAUAUGAUUUAAGUAUCUCCUGAACUUCGCCUGUUAACUGUUGAGAUAUGAGUGUCAUCUUGUUAACUUCUUUAGCUUCUGCCUUUUUCUUCUUUUUUUUUCUUUUUUUUUUUCUUGAGAAAAAAGUCACUUUUAUUGAAAAUCAGCUAGUCCUGAUUAAUAAAGGAAAGGAAAUCGGACACUCUGUAUCAAGACAUUAGUUUCGGUAACUUCCGAUUUAUUAUAAGAAGCUAUACAAUGUGUCAUCAUAUUAUCUGUUUCAAGGAUCCAAAAGGUAUAUUUGAACGUUUAAUUGAUAUCAAAUUUUGAAUUUCGAAGAGAAUAUAUACUCAAUAGGUUCCCCCAAAGCCGCUAGAAUUGCCUUCUUCUUACUCGAAUAUUCUCUCAUUUUUAAAAGAAAAAAGUUCAAGUUUUUGAAAUUAAAAUCUUAAUUAAAAUUAGAUUUAUAGUAUCUGAAUAAUAAUAAAGUAUAAAAGUGAUAAAUAGACUUGCUACUUUUAGAAUUGAUUUUUCCAUAUUAAUUAAGUUUCCAAUUAAAAAGAUCAAGUCAUACUGCAACUUUUAUAAUUUCACUAGAAUUUAGCCGUGCGUUGCACGAACUAUUUUAACUUUUGAGUUAUUGUUACAAAUAUUUAUUAUCAUAAGUGUUGAUGUUAGUGUAAGAGAUUGUUUCGUUAAUGGAUUUGGAGUCAGGAUUCGGAUUCAGAAUCAUUCGCAUUCGAAUGUUUGGUUAGUUGGUUUCGAAUACAAUAGAAUGGGUUGAAUCCGAAAGAAUCAAUCAUGCCUCCCCCUCAAG
Oldenlandia corymbosa var. corymbosa is the source of this 2226-nucleotide messenger RNA. Lineage: Eukaryota; Viridiplantae; Streptophyta; Magnoliopsida; Gentianales; Rubiaceae. The record is from the annotation of a GenBank genome assembly.